Messenger RNA from Dendronephthya gigantea, 1382 nucleotides. Its product is annotated as low density lipoprotein receptor adapter protein 1-like. NCBI's taxonomy places the organism in Eukaryota, Metazoa, Cnidaria, Anthozoa, Malacalcyonacea, Nephtheidae. The transcript has a single exon. The coding region runs from base 346 to 1356 and encodes 336 amino acids. The record is from RefSeq and is a predicted model, not a curated record.
UGGCAAUCUCAAAAGAGAUUAAUCAUUCAUUUCUGAGGUAAAAUCAAAGUUAAAAACGAGGCGAACGCUAAAAUUUGAAUUGCACGAAAACGAACAACUCUUCUCUGGUAAAAUGGACAAAGAAAUAUAUAUGGCGCCCCAAUUUUCAUACCGGAAAAAUUAUACACGCAGGACUGCAUUUGAGAGGUCAUUUGCAAUGAUUCAACGUCAUCCUAUUCACAUUCAAAUAAGCAUUUUACCCGAUGUCACUGUUGACAAUGCGUUGAAUAUACGCCGCUAAUCUCAAUGUAUCAAGACCUAAGGCAGAAACAGGCACAAACCCUUUAGAGAGUUCUGCUCGACGUAAUGAAGAGAUUUUCAUUAAAAGGUUUUCUAAAAGAAGAAAAGGAAAACAAGGAGUAUUUGAUUAAGGUUUUAGGAAGCGUGUUAUGUUCCCAUCCAGGUGCUGAAGAGAUUUGUCGCGCUAUUGGCGAGAAGUACACGGCGAGUCGAGGAACAAUUGAUAAAAUUCCUCGUCAAAAUAUGACUAUAUCUUCAAAAGGAAUUCAACUUGAAAAGGGUCUGACUGGAAGUGAAGGUUCAAUAAAAAAAUUCGUGAUUGAGAGAAUCGUGUAUUGCGGUGUGGAUAAACAGCAUCAAAAGAUUUUUGCUUUCUUCUACCGCGCUCCUGAUAAUCUAUAUGGCGGCCUGGAUUGCCACGUUAUUGAAUGUCGCUCAAAGCGAGAUGCCAAACACAUCGCUCUAACGUUCUCCGAAACAUUUCACCAAAUGGCAGAAGAAAAGAAACGGGAAAUUGGGGAAACAUCCUUAGAUCAACUUAACGUCGUUCGCGAAAGGGCAAAAUCCGUGUCAAUGAUGCAACUACACUCGUCGAUUGAAAGUUUAUCCGAGGCUGACAGUUGCCCUGGUUCACCUAAAAUUGAACGCAGUGUAAAUUCUCGUAAACUGAAUUAUUCGGAAUUACAAUUACAUGUGGCUAGUAGAUGUGAAAAUAGUUCUGGUUAUGGCGACUCUUCGGAUGAUUUAACACACAAAAUAAGUUCUAAAACAAAAAGAAAGAAACACAAAGCGUCGUCGUCGGAAAAGACAGUUCAAUUAAAGAAUAAUAACCGGAAAACUUCAGACAUAGGCCAGGUGAAAAUGGAUUAUGUAAAUUCUGAAAUUGCUUGGUCUGGUCAUGUUCAUAAAAAUAAUGAUUCGUCUGAUUAUGGUAAAAAAAUUGAACACGAAACACUUCUCUCGGGGGAAGUCGAAGAAUGGAGUGCACAGAGAAAGGACAGAAACGAUAAUUUAUGUCGAAAAAAAUUCACGAUAAACCACGAGUAUAUGAAUAUGAAAAGAGAGGCACCUGAAUAAAAUUGUACAUUUCGGCAUUUUUUAUU